Messenger RNA from Rodentolepis nana, 1293 nucleotides. Lineage: Eukaryota; Metazoa; Platyhelminthes; Cestoda; Cyclophyllidea; Hymenolepididae. The record is from the annotation of a GenBank genome assembly.
AUCAAAUUGUAUUCUGGAUUUAUCGAGUAUAAAAUAUUAUCCAGUCUUAACUCUCUUGUUAAAUCAUCAACAAUAUAUAUUAUCGUUCAAAAAUUUGCAGGGGGGUAUACUAUAUCAGAUUGUUCACAAUUGGGAUGUUUAAAAGAUCAACGAUCUAGUGAUUAUGCUUCUAGAUACCGUUUUUUGCACUCCCCUACUGAUAGCAAAUAUGUGAGAAUUGCUAAAGUUAUUAGUGUAGGCAUCCAAAAGGAAGCCGAAAUGAGUAUACUUUCUUUAACAACUGGCGGAAAGAACCUCGAUCAUGCUUUGCUAAGUCCUAAUGAUUUUAUUAAAUCUCUCUCCUCCGAGCAAGCGCAUAAUCUCGUAAAAGCUGAAGGUUUGUACACGAAGGCUCUCAUUAGUGAUCCACUUAACAUUCGGGCAGUUAAUAAUCAGAAGCGAAUGAGUUCUAUUGUAAAGGAAAUCGAUCAGCAAAGAUAUCGCAAAAUAGAUUCUAAAGUUGCUCGUUUCUACCUCGUUCCUGAUUCUGAUCCAGGAUUAAAGAAAGUGAAAGUUGAGCAUUAUUUUCUACAUAUCUAUCAUUCAAAUGCUAUUGAAGGCAAUACUCUAUCGCUUGCUCAAACCAGAUCUCUUCUUGAAACGCGCCUAGCUUUAGGAGGAAAGAGUUUGCAAGAACAAAAUGAAGUUCUUGGUUUGGAUGCUGCGUUUAAAUAUCUCAAUAAUACCCUUCUCACUGGAACCUUAACACGAAUUUCGCUCGGAGACAUAUUGGAGCUUCAUCGAAGAGUUUUAUCUUUUGUGGACAUAUCGGAGGCUGGUCGUUUAAGAAAAACUCAGGUAUUCGUCGGUGACCACACCCCUCCUCCAGCUAGUAUGCUUCCAGAAUUGAUGGAAGAGUUGAUAGACUGGGUGAACUCCGAAGAAGCGCUAGCACUUCAUCCAAUUGAACUCGCUGCCCUAACUCACUGGAAACUUGUCUACAUUCACCCCUUUUACGAUGGAAACGGUCGAACCUCUAGACUUGUUAUGAACCUCAUUCUCAUGCGAGCUGGAUAUCCGCCUGCAAUUGUUCGCAAAGAGGAUCGAUCUAAAUAUUAUGAAUACCUGAAGAGUGCGAACGAGGGUGAUGUCCGUCCUUUCAUUCGUUUUAUCGGUGUGUUUGUCUCUGCAGCUAAUAGGCCAAUUGCUACACAAGUUGGUUCGCUUAUGCCCUAUACUGCUCUGCCGCUACAUUUCCCUUGGCUACCACAUGAGCAGUCUUCUGGACGUUCUCAUGUCAUUUACAGCAAUUGA